This is a messenger RNA of Drosophila hydei, 1371 nucleotides long. RefSeq names its product zinc finger protein 558-like. The transcript has 7 exons. The record is from RefSeq and is a predicted model, not a curated record. Lineage: Eukaryota; Metazoa; Arthropoda; Insecta; Diptera; Drosophilidae. The coding region runs from base 100 to 1257 and encodes 385 amino acids.
GUUUCAUACUGUUAUGGAAAGCACGUUGUCCAUUGUAACUGGAUAAGAUUUUUAAAAAUUGCCAGUUCAUUCGACUGUAAUGUAAAUCUAAUUUGCUCAAUGGUUAAAGGAGAUCCAUUAUAUGAAGUUAUAAAACCAAUCAAAACUUAUCAGGAAUUAGUUGCUUAUUACAUCCCAGAACGACCAGAAGAGAGUAUACUUUUGACUGUUCGUUCCACGUUUUAUAGAAAAGCUAUGGACGCAAUUCUACAGGAUACUCCCCUUGAUUUGUCACUAGCAUUAAUGUAUAAAACACCAAAUAUGCCACUAUCUCCUCCCGUAAGUGAGGACGAACAAAAGUCAAUGUUGAGCGAUUCCUCUGGUUCCUUAUUAUCACUUAAUGACAGCACAAUUGAUAACUCGACUACAUCAUAUGCAUCGAUGGGAGAAAUAAAUAAAUACUCAUUUGAGAAUAUUACUCCAAAAUCUUCCAAAAAACAAGUUAAUAUUAAAAGUUACCAAUAUGGAGACAAUAAUACGAAGAAACGAAUGGGAAAAAGCGAAAGGUCCUUACUUCCCUGCGAAGUCUGCACAAAAGCCUUCGAUAGGCCAAGCCUACUUAAGAGACAUAUGAGAACACAUACGGGGGAAAAACCUCAUAUUUGUAUGGUUUGUGGAAAAGGAUUUAGUACUUCAAGUUCUUUGAAUACUCACAGACGAAUCCACUCAGGUGAAAAACCGCACGAAUGUCAAGUAUGCGGUAAAAAGUUUACUGCCAGCAGUAAUUUGUAUUACCAUAGGAUGACACAUAUCAAGGAAAAACCCCACAAGUGUAAUUUAUGCGCUAAGUCAUUUCCAACUCCUGGCGACUUAAAGUCACACAAGUAUGUUCACAGUGGAUCCUGGCCAUUUAAGUGUUCAAUUUGUUUCCGUGGGUUUUCAAAGCAAACGAAUUUAAAAAAUCAUUUGUUUCUGCAUAGUGGAGAUAAACCACAUGGCUGUAAUAUAUGUAAGAAGAGGUUUGCAUUAGCUUGCAACCUGCGAGCACACAUGAAAACUCACGAUGGUGAUAUGCAAGACCAAUGUAUUAGAUGUGAAAAGCCGCUUAUUGCUGAAAAUAUUAUUUUACACAAAAGAAAAAUUGCCACUAAAUGCAUUAAUCUGGACGAUUCAACGGAUGAUGGAGGGAAAUCUGGAUUACCAUCAGAAGGACGAAGUGUGUGUACCGAAGAAGAAUUUGACUCAUCAAAUGCUGCAACAGAGUACAGUGAAAAAUAAUAUGUACGAACAUUUUUAAUUUUAUUUAAUAAGGAACAUGUCUAAUUUAUUGAAAUACAUUAUUCAUUCCGUAAAUCAUUGUGACCAAAUAUUAAAAUUGUUAACACUAACAAA